AUGGCCUUGCUCAUGGUGAUGUCCUAUGACUGCUAUGUGGCCAUCUGCCAUCCUCUGCACUAUGAAGUUAUCAUGAAGAAGAGUAGCUCCCUAAAGAUGGCCUCUUAUGCUUGGUUCAGUGGUGGAGUGUCAGGAAUCCUGCACACAGCCACAACCUCUUCCUUGACAUGCAGGGCAUCCAAUCUGGUGCAUCAAUCCUUCUGUGAGAUCCCUCAGUUACUCAGACUCAGUUGCUCAGAGGAGAACUUUGCAGAAGUUGGAACAGUUGCUGUUACCUCCUCAUUGAGCUUUGCCUGUUUUGUCUUUGUUGCUCUCUCAUAUAUUCACAUCUUCUCUACAGUAGUGAAGAUCCCAUUGACUAUAAGUCAGUCCAAAGCCUUGUCCACCCGUGUUCCUCACCUGAUGAUUGUUACUUUUUUCCUUAGUGUUGCUGCAGUGGCACAUUUGAAGCCAACCACAGAUGUCCCCACUCUUUAUGACCUGUUGGUGUCAGUGUUCUAUACAAUAGCUCCCCCAACCCUGAACCCUAUUAUCUAUGGCCUAAGAAAUAAGGACAUUAAGACUGCUGUGCAGAAGUCUUUAAAGAUCACUUGUUUGGGUUCAGUCACGUGCUGA
Messenger RNA from Choloepus didactylus (southern two-toed sloth), 615 nucleotides. RefSeq names its product olfactory receptor 14A16-like. The record is from RefSeq and is a predicted model, not a curated record. The transcript has a single exon. Gene Ontology annotation, cellular component: membrane. Gene Ontology annotation, molecular function: olfactory receptor activity; odorant binding. Lineage: Eukaryota; Metazoa; Chordata; Mammalia; Pilosa; Megalonychidae. Bases 1 to 615 code for a protein of 204 amino acids. Gene Ontology annotation, biological process: G protein-coupled receptor signaling pathway.